AUGAACGAAAAUAUUAACUGGAGAAAACAUGUUAUAUGCAGCGCUCACUGGAGCUCGGGGAAACGAGAGAACAAGAAUCAAUUGCCAGACAUAAUUUGUACAAAAGAAUAUGCUGCUAAUCUGGAAAAAGAGUACUCCCAAAAACCAUCUAGGGAAUUGAAAAGGAAAAUUGACUGUACAAAAACGGUUCUUACUUCGUCGAAUGCCAAUACCGUGAGGAGUACUCCUAGGAAACCCCCGAAAGACAGGAGUGAAACUCCCGUACCGCGUGUUAAAAAGCGACGGGUUUCAGCUGCGAACGUAGAAAAAGAAAAUCAGAAGCUUAAAAGUCAAGUGGAAAGUUUGACGAGAGAACUAAAUGGAAAAAAAGCUUUGAUUGAAGAUUUACAGCAACAGCUGUCAAAGACUCAAACAGAACUUGAAAAAAAUGCUGCGAACAACAGUCAGCAACUCAAUGCAAUGAAGAAAGCACUCGAAGGCCAAACUUUUAGUUAUGAAGCACUUAUGAGAUACCCAGAUAGAAUUUACUAUAUGACAGGAUUAUCACUUUCCGAAUUAGAUUGUCUAUAUGAAUGUUUGGAGCCUUUCUUGCACACAAUUGUUUAUCCUGAUUGUAACAAUGACGACUCGUCCUAUCUUAGAAAGCUGGACACAAAGACAGAACUUAUCAGUUUCUUGACAAUUUGUAGACAUGCAUUGGACCUUGGUGUUAUUGCAUGGAUGACUGGUUCA
Messenger RNA from Porites evermanni, 732 nucleotides. The record is from the annotation of a GenBank genome assembly. Lineage: Eukaryota; Metazoa; Cnidaria; Anthozoa; Scleractinia; Poritidae.